Molecule: messenger RNA, 942 nt
Organism: Paecilomyces variotii
Lineage: Eukaryota; Fungi; Ascomycota; Eurotiomycetes; Eurotiales; Thermoascaceae
Exons: 3
Coding region: 235-660 (141 amino acids)
Source: RefSeq, a predicted model, not a curated record
CUGCUUAUGAAGGUGGACACUGGCUCAAAUCUUAACGCCCAACUCAUCCUACGCGGCAGGAACUUGAGAUCAUGGCCAAUGGAUCGCCCUGUACUAAGCUAUUCUAUAUUAAUAGCACCCAAAGACUGCUUGCUAUCCUGCUAUCUCGUUGGAUGUAAUGAGUAUAGGACAAUGUCUUGCCGCUGACUGAAGCAUAAAGACCGAGUCGCUGCUCAAUCAAAGCUGAAUAUCGCUAUGUCGACAGUUAAUCUUGUCAAAUACUAUUUCCACAAGUCUAUGUACCCUCAGAGUGAGGAACGACUGCGCAAAAUGAUUGCUCUGGCCUACCAAACGGCUAGGGACAGGAAGAUUUACCCAAAGGCAGUGUUUAUAAGGUCUGAAGUUCAUGACACCACGAGCAUCAAUGGCAAACGGCAGAAAGAUCCUCUAGGAGCUCAUAUCACCCUGUGUUACAAAGAUGAAGACCAACUUCGUCGUGGCACCCAUGUUGCUAGUCACGGCUACGUGAAGGAUGGAUCUACUCUGGAAUUUGUCCAGGCCACACACCACGCUGAAAAGCCAGAUUCGACAAAGAAGAGAAAUCGUGAAGACGUGUGGCCAUCGGAGGAUAGUCUUGCAAUUGCGCCGGAGAUCGGAUACGGACACUUCCUCGAGGAAUAGCAAAGUUAAUGUGUGAUGUAUUGAGUCACGGACACAGUCAGAGGUUAUUGUCGAGUACUACCAUCACAAGCAACGCGACCACCAUCCCUUUCGCUGGGGUUUCGAUAGCGUUUAGGCGAGCUAGAUAGCGGGAGGUUGAUUCCCCCCCUUCCUCGAGCCUCCCUAAGCAUAACUAAAUUUAGUUUAAAUUCAUUCUGGGAGCUUGAUAAACUAAUUGCCCGCGCACCUUUAUCUUUACAUGCUUAGGGCACCUUCGAAUAGCCAGGAAAGAAAUUGCACACA